This is a messenger RNA of Bacidia gigantensis, 1764 nucleotides long. RefSeq lists its product as uncharacterized. The record is from RefSeq and is a predicted model, not a curated record. Gene Ontology annotation, molecular function: aspartic endopeptidase activity, intramembrane cleaving. The transcript has a single exon. Lineage: Eukaryota; Fungi; Ascomycota; Lecanoromycetes; Lecanorales; Ramalinaceae. Gene Ontology annotation, cellular component: cytoplasmic side of endoplasmic reticulum membrane; membrane; lumenal side of endoplasmic reticulum membrane. Gene Ontology annotation, biological process: membrane protein proteolysis. Bases 1 to 1764 code for a protein of 587 amino acids.
AUGGAUUUCCUUGCUGCCGUAUUACAGCAUGUUGGCUAUUAUAUCACUUUGCUCUACCCUCAUGUACCCACUGAGAUCCUCACAAUCGCAUUUGCUGUCACACCAAUUUUUGCAGGUGCUCAUGCUGGGCUGAAAGCUCCAACAUCGGCAGCGAAACGACGAAAAGUCAUAAAGACUACAGAUGAUACCGACACUGAGAGCGAGGAAUCAAUCUUGAUUCCGGAAGCACAGAGUCUCAGUCUGACGGAUGCUGCGCUGUUUCCCAUUGGAGCUGGCCUCACACUUACCGGCCUAUAUUACUUGAUAACGCAUUUCGAUCCAGCCCUUAUCAGUAAGAUCUUGAAUUGGCAAUUCAUUAUCAUGGGCACUUUGGCAGUUUCUACUAUGAGCACCGAUUUCCUAGGUCUUCUCUUCGAUAUGGCAUUCCCGAAGGCGUACUACUAUGACAACAUCACUUGGUACGUGCAGACUCACAAACGCAAUCACAAGGCGCCAGAUGGUCGAAUGAAUGAGUCUCCAUUGCCUGGACUUUUCUCAGCCCUCCCUCUACCUGAAUCACUCACCCAAUUUCUCUGGUCACUUCGAGAGAAGGCUACAGGCAAAGUCAUGGUCAAAGUCUACAUUUGGAAAUUCUUACGGAUAUCUACUCGCUUGAACCUUCAGACUCUUCUCGCUACUAUGUUUGCUGUAGGUCUUCAGACUUACAUGCUUCUCGUCGAAACUCCUUGGUAUCUCAACAAUGUUGCUGGUAUGGCAUUCGUCUAUACCAUGCUUCAGGUGAUUUCCCCAUCGACCCCAUCAGUCGGCUCACUUCUACUCGCCGUACUAUUCUUCUAUGACAUCUACUUUGUGUUCUACACACCUAUAAUGGUAGCAGUCGCAACAAAAUUGGAUAUCCCAGCGAAGAUAUUGAUUCCGAGACCUGGUGGUAUGGGCCUGCUUGGGCUUGGGGACAUUUUCGUGCCAGGUAUACAGAUUUGCUUCGCACUGAAAUUUGAUCUGUGGCUACACUAUUUCUAUCAACAGCGGGAACGCACGAAAGCCGAUCGUGAUACUCCAGCGAUAAGUGAUGAGGAGCCCGAUGACAAGUCCGAAUCCAAAGGCAAGCAACUCGUCAAAUCGAAGUACGAACCGGCCACAGGUAACUGGGGCACGCGAUUUUGGACGGGAUCGAGACUUGCGCAACAGCCCAAAAUUAUUUGGGGAACGAGUUUUUCCAAACCUUAUUUCAACGCAACUCUUACUGGAUACAUACUGGGUAUGCUGUGUACGCUUGUCGCCAUGGUUGUAAGUGGUCGUGGUCAACCCGCUCUGCUCUAUCUUUCACCCAGCGUCCUUGGUGCAUUAUAUUUGACUGCGCUCAAGCGAGGAGAGCUAAAGCUCCUUUGGAAUUACUCCCCCGACGAGGAGAAAGACGACAAGAAGCAGAACGACGAGUCAAAAGAAAAGCCGAAGGAAAAAAAGCCACAAAAGGAUAAAAUGGAAGAGGCCUCAAGUAAGGGGACUCGAUUCUUCUACAUUUCACUCAGCUUUGCAAACAAACCAUCAAAGACAAAUGCCCUUCCAGCUGUGGGUCGAUCUGAGUCACCACCCGCCCGUACGCCUCGAAGUAGCAAAGCGAAGACCCUGCCCAAAGGAUGGACGAUGGUGGAAGAACCGGCCACACCAACAAAAAAUCCCAAAGUAGAGCCAGCAGCUGCUUCAUCGGUCAAACGCGCUGAGCGGGCACGCAGGAGGGAGACCUUGAAGGGCAGCGAGUCUUGA